Cladocopium goreaui is the source of this 800-nucleotide messenger RNA. The record is from the annotation of a GenBank genome assembly. NCBI's taxonomy places the organism in Eukaryota, Dinophyceae, Suessiales, Symbiodiniaceae.
UUCUGAUCAACCCAAAGCUAUAUCUCAGCCUAAGCCAUGGUGCUUCUUAUGGUGGCCGGUGCAGCCUGUGCUGGGGCUUUGGUCGGUAUCCCCUGGUACUUGGGCGCAUUCCGAAGCAUCAAAUUCACCGAGACCAGGACGGAGCCGUCGAUCUUUCUCUUCAUCAAACACGUAGGGCCCUACAAAGAUACGGGCAGCAUCUUCGCAAAACUCAUUCCCCUGCAACCGACAUUGGGUCUGCACAACAUGGCCAUGAUGCCAAUGGAUAGUCCACAACACGUGGAAGCUGCCAAGCUUCGAUCGAUGGUUGGAUUAUUACUCCCUGCCAGCCGAGCAUCUGAAGUGGAGGGCAUCCUCAAAAAGAUUUCGGAAAGUGGACUAACAAUGUCAGUGCGCGAGAUCAAGGCCGCCAGAGCCAAGCACACCUUCUUCCCCUUGCGAAGUUCACUUAGCUUCAUGCUGGGACCCAUUAAGGUUUAUUCGGCUGCAUACACAGGCUUGGAUGCGCUACCCUGCGGGUCAGUUGAGGUUUAUCACACCCAGCAAAUCGAGUUCAUUUUUGCCAUGGAGAAUCCUGAAGACUAUAGUUGGCCAUCAUGAACAGAGAUAACAGAGAUUCAGAAGUGUUGAGAGGCUUUGAACAAGACACAACGUCAUUUGAUGUCAUUUGGAUUUGCCUCGCAAUUGUCGGGAGCUGGGGUUUUCAUCGAUGCCACAUGGCGGUUUGGCAAAAAGACAGUUUUGCUGCCAGACAGAUGCUGGGUAACACUGCCAGGCAUGACUAUCGCUUCGAGAGAAAA